Musca vetustissima is the source of this 1965-nucleotide messenger RNA. RefSeq names its product tyrosine kinase receptor Cad96Ca (gene Cad96Ca). Bases 1 to 1965 code for a protein of 654 amino acids. The transcript is spliced from 10 exons. Gene Ontology annotation, biological process: positive regulation of kinase activity; multicellular organism development; homophilic cell-cell adhesion. Gene Ontology annotation, cellular component: membrane; signaling receptor complex. Gene Ontology annotation, molecular function: calcium ion binding; transmembrane receptor protein tyrosine kinase activity; ATP binding. Lineage: Eukaryota; Metazoa; Arthropoda; Insecta; Diptera; Muscidae. The record is from RefSeq and is a predicted model, not a curated record.
AUGGGGAGUACGACCGUCACAUACAACCAAUUUUCAUGUCAAGAACACUAUCACCUGAAUACACCCCCAAUACUUAUUGUGCCGGAUAGGAAUUGGCGUAUUUCAGAAAACGAACCAGUUGGUCAAAUCAUUGCUAGAAUCCGUGCGGAUGAUCCAGAAAAUGACGACCUUAUAUAUGGACUUGAAGCGCAAUAUAAAGUUCCUUUUCAUAUAGAUCCUGUAGGAGGCGUUGUGUAUCUCAACGAAAGUCUGGUUGGCCGGGGUGGAGAAAGCUUUUUCCUAUAUAUUACUGUUACUGAUGGUGAAUUGACAGCAAAAAAUGAGGUGUAUGUUAAUGUACUAUCUGCACAUGACACUAAAAAUAAAUAUUAUAGAACACCUCCUUCUAUUGCAAAAGUUUUAAAUAAUGUAACAUUAUUGUUGCCAUCUUUUGAUCGUCUACCAGGAGUGCAGUCUAUUCGAAAUCAAGCACCAAAUUUCAAAUUCUCGAACAUGUCACCCGCAAAUGACAGCAAUAUUCAGCCAGUAUAUACAUCAAAUGUCGAUACCCAUAUCUCUAAGCAAAAUAACGGUAACGAUACCAGAAAUACGAAUGAGUUGAAGAGUAUGGAUAAUAAUCAGACUCGUCAAACAACAACUCAAAAUUGGGGUUUAAACGAUACACCGGGAAAGAAACCUGAUAACUUUUCAUCAGAAUCGCCGUAUAGUGAAAACGACAAAAAUGUAUAUCAAUAUAGCGCACAGAUAUAUCUAAUUACGGUGACAAUUUGUAGCAUUUUCCUGAUCAGUGUCGUAGCAAUUAGCAUAGUGUAUCGAAGACGUCUAUGCUCUUUUGGUAAAAAUUUAAAUUCCAAAUCGAAAGAAGAAAUGGCAAGAGCGUCCAAUCAAAGUAAUUUUAGCAGUAUGAAUUUAAAUGACGAUAGUCGUAAUUCUAUGGUUCUGAAUCAAUGGCACGGUCCCAUGGCUUAUAACAAUCGUUAUGUACCUUGGGAAUCCGACCAUCAAAGAAAUCCUCAUAAAAACGAACAAUGGGAAUUUCCUAGACAUAAGCUUAAAUUUUUUAACAUAUUAGGCGAAGGAGCUUUUGGUCAAGUUUGGCGCUGUGAAGCCGCGGAAAUUGGUGGUACUUGCGGGAUUACGACGGUUGCCGUUAAAACAUUAAAAGAAAAUGCUACAGAAGCAGAAAAAAAAGAUUUGCUCUCCGAGUUGGAGGUAAUGAAAUCCCUGGAGUCACAUGUGAACGUUGUAGGAUUUUUAGGCUGCUGUACGGAUAAAGAUCCUAUUUUUGUUAUUAUAGAGUACGUAAAUAAAGGAAAACUGCAAACAUAUUUAAGGUCAUCACGAGCUGAACGACACUAUGGAAACACUCAUGGGAAAUCUGAUAUUUUAACUUCUGGAGAUUUGACGUCUUUCAUGUAUCAAGUAGCGAAUGGCAUGCAUUUCCUGACUUCUCGUGGGAUUAUACAUCGGGAUUUAGCAGCGAGAAAUAUACUUAUAACCGACGAUCACAUAUGCAAAGUUGCAGAUUUUGGAUUUGCGCGAGAUGUUAUAACAUCAAAAAUUUAUGAACGUAAGAGUGAAGGGAAAUUGCCCAUAAGAUGGAUGGCAAUUGAAUCUCUUUAUGACAAUAUAUUCUCCGCUAAAUCUGACAUAUGGAGCUUCGGUAUACUAAUGUGGGAAAUUGUAACUCUGGGGUCUACUCCGUAUCCCGGUUAUUCUGCGGCUGAAGUAAUGCGCAAGGUUCGGGAUGGAUAUAGACUAGAAAAACCUGAACAUUGUCGACGUGAGCUAUAUAAUAUAAUGUAUUAUUGCUGGUCUAAGGAUCCAAACGACCGUCCGUCAUUUGAAGAGCUUGUGCAAAUGUUGGAUAGACUAUUACAAGCGGAGAUGGAAUAUAUUGAGUUAGAGAGAUUUCCAGAUCACAAUUAUUAUAACAUACCAAGCGUAAGCGGCGAAAAAGUAUAG